AUGAUUGAUAGUUUCUGCAAUCAGACAGUGUCCAAACUGCCACCACAUGUAUACGGCAUUGCAGAAGCGUCGUAUAGGGAGAUGUUAAACAGCCAGAAGAAUCAAUCUAUAUUGGUCAGUGGUGAGUCUGGUGCUGGCAAGACCGAGUCCACCAAGUUCCUCUUGCAAUACUUUGCCGCCAUGGGUGAGAAGAUGGGUCAGUCCAAGCAAGAGGCACUGGACAACAACAACAUUGAAUCACAAGUCAUCAAAUCGACCCCAAUCCUCGAGGCAUUUGGCAAUGCCAAGACAUCCAGGAAUGACAACAGUUCAAGAUUUGGAAAGUUCAUCCAAAUACACUUUGACAAGACAAAGGGAACGAUUGUUGGAGCAAACUUGGAUACAUACUUGUUGGAGAAGUCUAGGAUUGUUAGACCUCCACAACAUGAACGAUCAUAUCAUAUAUUUUACCAGUUCUUGGCUGGUGUUGGCGAUGACAUUAGGAGCAAGCUGGUGGUCACAUCCAAUCCCACGGACUUUGUCUUCCUGAGUCAGAGCGAGUGUCAUACAAUCGAUGACAUCGAUGAUGGACAGGUAUUCUUAAAGACACAAAAGGCCCUCAAGGUCAUGGGCUUCACAGACGACGAUCAGAUGGGUGUUUGGAAGGUGCUCGCUGCCAUUCUGCAUUGUGGUAACAUCCAGUUCGCCGAGAAAGAGGAGAAUGUAUCUGCCAUCGUGGACGAGUACACAUUGGAGAGUACUCAACAUUCAUACUCGCCACUCAUCACAAUGGCAGAGUUGUUGGGUUGCAAGAUCGAUCAACUUAAGAACACUUUGCUAACGAGGAUCAUAAAGGCUGGCAAUGAGACAUACACACUCCCAAUGACUGUUCAACAAUCCAAAGAGGCCAAGGACUCCCUUGCCAUGUACCUCUACUCACGUCUAUUCGACUGGAUCGUUCACCGUAUCAACAUAUGCAUUGACAAGAAGAAAAAGGACUACCUCUUCAUCGGUAUCCUUGAUAUCUAUGGAUUUGAGUCAUUUGAGACCAACUCAUUCGAACAGUUCACGAUCAAUUAUGCCAAUGAGAAGCUACAGAAUCAAUUCAACCAUCAGAUAUUCAAGCUGGAACAACAAGAGUAUACAAAGGAGAAGAUUGAUUGGUCGUAUAUCAAGUUCAACGAUAACCAGGACUGCAUUGACCUGAUAGAGAAGAAGCCAUUGGGUAUCCUGUCGAUAAUGGACGAGGAGACGCAGUUCCCCAAGGCAACACCAGUGACCCUCACAACAAAGCUGACGUCCAACCAUCACAACAAGACCAAACACUUUGAGAAGCCACGUUUCUCCAACGUUCACUUUACCAUCGAUCACUAUGCUGGCAAGGUCGACUACGACACCACACUGUUCCUCGAGAAGAACAAGGACUUUAUCAUACCGGAACAGGUGAUGGCGCUACAGGCCAGCAGCUGGGAGUUCUUCCGCAAGUUGGUCACGACAAUUGGUGGUAGCGCCACAAAGGGACCAGCGCCCUCGGCGUCUGCUGGAGGCAAGUCUCUCAAGUUCCUCUCGGUGACAUCGCAAUUCAAGGAGUCACUCAAUCAUCUGAUGACCACGAUCAACAGCACCAACCCACACUACAUCCGCUGCAUCAAGCCCAACACACAGAAGCAACCGGACAACUUUAGCGACAUGAUGGUUCUGCAGCAAUUGCGAUGUGGUGGUGUGAUAGAGCAGCUGCGCAUCAGUCGAUCGGGAUAUCCUGGUCGUCUGCCCUACGAGAACUUCUUCAAGCGCUACAAGGUUCUGGCCUCACGACUUGUCAACGCACAGACCAGUGCGCUGGACAUGACCAAGGAGCCGCGCAAGGGCUCCGAGGUGUUGAUGCGCUUGCUUAGCAUCGAUGGCACCAAGGUGCAGCUGGGUCUCACGAAGAUCUUCUUCAGAUCUGGCAUCAUUGCCAACCUGGAGAUCAUGCGUGGCAACCUCAUGAGGGCGUCGGCCAUCAUGAUCCAGAAGUAUUGGAAGGGCUUUGUCUGCAAGAAGAGGUACGUGGCCAUUCAACAUGCGGCAAAACAUCUUCAGUCACUCGUCAGACGUGCCACCUCUAAGCAGAUAUAUAUUGGUCUUCUCGAGGAUCAGUCAUCAUUGGUGCUGCAGACUGCCAUCAGAUCAACUCUGGCCGCCAGGGACUACCAGGACACUUUGGUUUCCGCCACCAAGCUGCAAGGCCUGUUCAGAGUGUGCACCAGUGGCGAGAUGCUCGAACAGCUGCGCAUCGAGAGGGCAUCAGAGAUACUACAGAGCUAUGUGAGGAUGGCCAAGGAAGCAGAGCACCUGCACCUGUUGAACAAGGCCUGUCUAAAGGCGCAGACGAGGUGGAGAGGCAAGAUGGCACGCAAGGAGUACACCAAGCUCAAGAUCGAAGCUCGCUCACUCAAUCAUGUUGUGGAGCAGAAGAACAAGUUGGAGCUCAAGGUCGAGGAGUUGCAGUACCGUAUGCAGGCCGAGCAGAGGAUGAGGGAGAAGGAAGCGGACCUCAUCAAGGAGCUCAAGCGCGAGAAUCAGCUACUCAAGCAACAGCUUGAGGAUAAGGACAAGGAGAUUGAGAGAGCCAGAGCAGAGACUGAGAAGGCCAAGGCCGAGUCUGAGGAGAGGAUACAGAGUCUCAACACCAACCUCCAGCAGUUGGAGCGCAAGUUCACCACACCUCCAAGAUCAACAUCGCCAGAGAUUGCAACACCAGAGGUCUCACCACCAUACAUCAUCCGCAAACCCGCCAAGGAGACCAAGGACAACAGACAACAACCACCUCCACAAGAGGAGAACUACUCGACAACACCUCCACCAGACACUGAUACACCUCUGGAAGAGGCAGACACUGGUAGCUCCAGUGUUGUCCAGUCCCCGCCUGUCGUGGUGGCUGUACAUACAGCCAGGAAGGAGGACCGCGAACAUGAUGUGAUCAUCUACAACUCACCAGAGAUGACGGCCAAGGCCAUGGAAGUAGACGAGCAUCUGCACAGAGAGGUGCAACUCCUUCGUGAGAAGGAGUCUUCACAUCAAGUGGAGAUUGACAACUUGAACGACUUGGUCCACAGCCUUCGUGAACAGCUAGAGAGCGAGAAGAACAAGACACCUCUAACAAUGUCACAUUCCUCUUCGUCCAACUCGCUAUCCAGGCCAGAGAGUCCAAGGGACUCAGCAGUCACCUCUCGCGCAUCAUCCGACUCUGAGACUGAGCAUCACCAGCCACAGCAACAGCAGCAUUCACCAUCACACGGCGGGCUCAAGGCAAGUGCCAAUGGCAUAUCUGACUUGGUUGCCGCCCUGGACAUUAACAACAAUCAAUUGACUGCCGGCAAGUACUUGGUGGACAUGUUGCUCAAGGAGACAUUCUCCUUUGUAGUUGGCACCAUCCCCGAGCCAUGCUACAUCCUCUCGCGCUGCUACCUCGCCGACAUUGUCAUGAACUGCUCGGUGGCCAAGGUGGAGGUCAUGCACUACUUUGUCGACUCGGUCGCCUCACUCACCAAGGAAAGUCACGACAAUGAGUUGCUCUGCUUCUGGUUGUCAAACAUCUCACUGAUGCUCAAGGUUUUGGACUCGGCCAUUCAACAUCCACCUAGCUUAGAUGCCAGCACUGGCAGCGAUGAGGACAUUGACAUCAAUGACAAGUUGCCUGCCAACAUAUCGAUGGAGUCACUUCAGAUCAAGACACAACUGCAGACCCUCAUCACCAAGGUGUACAAAUCAUUAGUGAACAACAUCCUUGGAUACAUCCAACCGCUCUGUCAUCGCAUGCUUAACGAAGCAUCAUCCGAGAGUGAUGCAAUUGAGCAGCUCACAUGUUAUUUGACCAAUGUAUUCUCACUCCUCCAGCUAUGCCAUGUAUAUGAUCCAAUCAGACAAUCACUCUUUGAACAGAUAUUCCAUUAUAUUGACUCAUUGAUGUUCAAUGAGAUAGUGCUGCGACGUGACCUGUGCUGCCUGCGCAGCAGUAUCCAGCUCAAGAUCAAUAUUUCCGAGUUGGAACACUGGGCCAAGAGCUACGGCAAGGAGUGGUCAGUCAAGGCCAUCAGCCAUCUCUCACAGUUGAAGGAGACCAUCUAUAUCUUGAUGAUCGACAAGACACUUCUCACACAUGCCGACAUCAGGAAGGAGGUGUGUCCAUCGAUCACCACCGCUCAGAUCAAACAGCUGUUGACAAUGUACACGCCCGACCUGGACAGCGUGGAGGAGCCAAUACCCAUCGAGGUGCUGUCUGCGCUCAUGUCGUCGGAGGACUACAGCAAGUCCGAGAACAUCCUGUUGGACCUCUCAUCGAUAUUCACCAUCCCCAUGAAGCAACUGCACUGUUUGACCAUGGACGACCUGACUAGGAUCCAGCAUCCAUGUGACAGUAUCAUUUCAAUGGUGAUCAAAAAGAACAUUGAGAGUCAUCAUCCAACCAACAUCAAGUCGUCGUCGUCGUCAGUCGCCACAAAGAAAUGA
Acytostelium subglobosum LB1 is the source of this 4470-nucleotide messenger RNA. RefSeq lists its product as hypothetical. Lineage: Eukaryota; Evosea; Eumycetozoa; Acytosteliales; Acytosteliaceae. Gene Ontology annotation, biological process: actin filament organization; vesicle transport along actin filament. The transcript is spliced from 5 exons. The coding region runs from base 1 to 4470 and encodes 1489 amino acids. The record is from RefSeq and is a predicted model, not a curated record. Gene Ontology annotation, molecular function: microfilament motor activity; actin filament binding; ATP binding. Gene Ontology annotation, cellular component: cytoplasm; myosin complex; vesicle.